Baudoinia panamericana UAMH 10762 is the source of this 1041-nucleotide messenger RNA. RefSeq lists its product as uncharacterized. Gene Ontology annotation, cellular component: mating projection tip; membrane. The transcript is spliced from 3 exons. The record is from RefSeq and is a predicted model, not a curated record. Gene Ontology annotation, biological process: conjugation with cellular fusion. Bases 14 to 757 code for a protein of 247 amino acids. NCBI's taxonomy places the organism in Eukaryota, Fungi, Ascomycota, Dothideomycetes, Mycosphaerellales, Teratosphaeriaceae.
CCAUCAUGUGUUGAUGAUAUUGAUCGCCAUCGCGAUCAUCCUACUAUCGUUGCUGCUGGCAGGAUGCUCCUCAUCAUCACCACUGAUACCGGGGAUCUUCCUCAUAUCGUUCUACUACCAGCAAUAUACGCCCACCUUCGACCCAACGCAAGUGGACCCGGGCGUAACAGCCGCAAUAGCGAAUAUCGUCGGCCGGGCUCAGCUGGAAGUAAGAGUAGGCUACUUUGGCAUCUGCGUCAACCCAGACGGCGGCGACUUCUUGUGCUCGAACAAUGCAACGCUUCUAGCGGAGCAGGUCAGCGUGGACCAAGAUCCACUGAACCUGAUCUGGGUUGCUGAGACCUUCAAGAACGAAGUCGUCUUCCCAUACCUGCUCAUCGUUGCCAUAAUACUGGCGUUCGUAACCUUCCUCCUCCUCGCCACCUUCCCGGGCUGGCACGAAGAACACGACGCCCGUACCGGAUCAGACAUCGACAUCAAACCUUUCCCCUCCCGACCAGUCUCUCAAGUCGCACUCGCCCUCAUCUUCAUUGCGUCCAUCUUCGUGCUUGUCAGCGUGCUGUGGCAGCAUACUGCAUCGGUGGCCGCUUCACAGAUAGCGCAAGAUUUCGGCAAUGGAUCAGUAAGGAGUGGAGUCGGCACGAGCGCAAUGGUGUUGGGUUGGUUCGGGUUCGCCUUGUUGAUCGUGGUGACAAUUGGACUGUUGGUGAUGAUCUUGAGUAUACAUCUGCUGGAUCGGUUGACGGACGGAGAUUGAUGAAGGACACGGGAGGAGAAGAGGAUGGAAGCAUGGCGGAAAACUGGACUGCGUGAUCCAGCUUGCGCAAGCUUGAGGGGCUACAUGACAUACCAGCAUCGAGGCGCGGAGUGCAGUUGCGACAACGUAGAAGGCUGAACUCGGCGAACGUUGGGCAUGGCUGCCAAGUGGUAGUGAUCGUCGCGCUCAUGGUUGUACUGAGCGAUAGAAGCCAAAGAAGCGGGCUAUCACGAACUUGGUUGGAAUUGGCGGCAUUUGGGCGGCGCAAUGGUAUGGGGCAGUGG